This is a messenger RNA of Pyricularia oryzae 70-15, 324 nucleotides long. RefSeq lists its product as uncharacterized. The record is from RefSeq and is a predicted model, not a curated record. Bases 1 to 324 code for a protein of 107 amino acids. NCBI's taxonomy places the organism in Eukaryota, Fungi, Ascomycota, Sordariomycetes, Magnaporthales, Pyriculariaceae. The transcript has a single exon.
AUGUCUGGCAAAACCUGCGACAAGCAUGGCGCAUACUCGGGCAGCAGCUGCACCUUCUGCUGGAACACCGAAAAGCCCAUCAAAAAGUCCAGCAGCACCGAGCGCCGCCGCCACGACAGGGGCAGCGACAACUCCUCGGCCAUGUCUGGCGAGAAGAUGUGCGAAGUUCACAAGGUCACCUACUCCGGAAAGGUCUGCACCUUUUGCAUCGACGCCAGGAACCGCCUUGACGACCUGAGCAUGCUUGACCCUGCUGAGGGACUGGCUCACGCUGAGCAGAUGGAUGAGUGCGGUGGUCUCCACCGGCCCCCGAUGAUGAACUAA